AUGAGAGGGGCGGCCUGGACGUUAUUACUAUUAGUGUUGACUAUUACCAGUACCGUGGUGAUUCUGUGCGUUUUAGGCCAAUGGUUCUUCCACCCAGCACUACUGUCACACGAUGAUUCUUCUUCUUCUUCUUCGUUUAUUGUCGGAUACAAUGAGAUUCCGAAUAGUGUUAUCGUGAGCCGAACGUCAACCACCAAUAGACUUUUGCUAGUUUCCACUGGAGAAAAAGAGAAUGAUGAAUUGACGAAUACAAAUUCGUCAAUAAGGACAACAGCAACCCAAUUGGAGAUUGUCUUGUGCACGCACGUGUCGGUGGACAAGCUAGAUCGUCUUGCUGCACAAAGGGAAUCAUGGAAGGGCCCAAUGUCGGUUGCAGUCUACCUAACAUCGGAGGAAGAGGCGGCAGAAUACCAACGGUUUCGUACGACUAAUUACCAAACCAGUGAUCAUGAUGUUGUCUUUUCAACCUACCGAGAACGCAAUGAAAGCCUUGCCCCUUUGUAUCCUCACAACAUUCUACGAAAUCUGGCAAUCAGCAAUGCUCCAAGUGACUAUAUUAUUUCGUUGGAUGCGGAUUUCUUGCCCUCCACCAAUUCCUACCAAACAUUGACUAGGAAGCUGAAGAAUGAUGAUGACGUCUUUCGGCAAUCCCUCCAACAGCAAACGCUCUACAUUCUUCCAGUAUUUGCGCUUUUGCAAGGAGUUACGCCUCCCUCCACGCGCAAGGAAUUGGUGUCCAUGUAUCACAACAAGUCCGCCAUGGAGUGGCACUAUGCUCCGGGACAUGCCAAGAUCUACUACAAAGCAUGGACGGCCAACGAUCGAACCAGUCCCAACCAAACCCUCAUGGAUGACUUUUCCUAUUUCAUUGAACCCAAUCCCGAGUUUGAGCCGUAUUUUCUUUGCUACCGUAGUCCAGAAUUACCAAAGUAUUGGGAAACCUUUCGGGGGUUUGGAAUGGACAAGACGAGUUUUACCCAUGAAUUGGCUUUGUCGAAAUACGAAUUUCGGGUGCUGUGGGACUUUUUCGUGAUGCACGUGUAUCACGCCGUCCAAGGCAAGGCAGAGGAUCGCAAUACGUUGGCCAAUCGAAAUGUGGAUAUAUGGAGAAAAGAAUUCACCCCGUAUCUGUCGAACAAAUAUCAACCAAAGGGGAUGGAAGAGCGAUGGGUCUAUCCACGCUUCCGGGACUACUUGAGCAAUGCCAAGCAACGACAACAAGCGAGCACGUAG
Messenger RNA from Cylindrotheca closterium, 1233 nucleotides. NCBI's taxonomy places the organism in Eukaryota, Bacillariophyta, Bacillariophyceae, Bacillariales, Bacillariaceae. The record is from the annotation of a GenBank genome assembly.